Messenger RNA from Frankliniella occidentalis (western flower thrips), 562 nucleotides. RefSeq lists its product as uncharacterized. The transcript has 3 exons. The coding region runs from base 185 to 562 and encodes 125 amino acids. The record is from RefSeq and is a predicted model, not a curated record. Lineage: Eukaryota; Metazoa; Arthropoda; Insecta; Thysanoptera; Thripidae.
UCGCUUGUCUUCCCCCACCACCCCGGCCAGGCUCUUGUUGUUGUUGAAUUCUUGUUUAUUUUCAUUAGGUAUGUGUUGUGUAUGUGGCUUGGGCUUGGCUGGGCGGCUUGGUUAGAGACGGGUACCUGGCGGUUAUUUUGGCGUCGUUCGAAAGAAUUGAGGGUAUGCUGAAUUCUGACGGACCAUGUCUGUGGUGAAUGAUGAACGUGAUUUGUAUCUGAGAAAUCCAUUCUUCACAAAGCACGAGCCUGGUGAUUUCACUCCAUUUUACACUGCUAUUGGCAUCUGCACUGUCAUUGGUGCUGCUCUGAUUCUGCUGAACGUUUUCUUCUGCUGCUGCUCCAGGCACAGAGAUUAUUGGACUGACUCUAAUACAGGAAAUCGGUGGGUGUUACCCAUUUGGUCAAAAACACCUCAUCUGCAGCCACCUUUGGAUUACACUGAAUUAGACAAGAGUUGGCUCCCGACUGUCGAGUACGUUGAAGAGCCUGUUUUAUACGAAGCCCACGAGCGCCUACCCACUGUAUAUUUGGAGCUUCAGAAAAGGGAGAGUGACAUUUGA